This is a messenger RNA of Talaromyces amestolkiae, 801 nucleotides long. RefSeq lists its product as uncharacterized. Gene Ontology annotation, biological process: proteolysis. The transcript has a single exon. The record is from RefSeq and is a predicted model, not a curated record. NCBI's taxonomy places the organism in Eukaryota, Fungi, Ascomycota, Eurotiomycetes, Eurotiales, Trichocomaceae. Bases 1 to 801 code for a protein of 266 amino acids. Gene Ontology annotation, molecular function: glutamic-type endopeptidase activity.
AUGCCUUCUAUCAGCAAGUUCAUGCCAUUGCUGCUUGCCAGCACUGCCAUGGCAAUUCCCAGAUCUGCUCGUCGUGGAUUUAGUACUACCGAGCGUCCAGGCAUUUACACCAACACAACCCGCCCUGGUAUUGCAGCCACAAUUGACUACACCGAUACCAACUGGGCUGGCGCCAUUACUGAGGAGACUGAUGUCACUUAUGUCAGCGGCGCAUUUGAAAUCCCCGCCAUCUCUAUGCCAGCUGGUGGUGACCCAUCCACCUCGUACUGUGGCACGGCCUGGGUCGGUAUUGAUGGCUGGGGCAAUGACUGCAAUGGUGGUCUCAUCCAAGCCGGAGUCAACUGGUGUAUCCAAAACGGCGCUGUAACUUACACCCCCUGGUCUGAAUGGUGGCCCGCCGAAUACCAAAUCAACUUUGAGAACUUCGAGGUCUCUCAAGGUGACCUGGUGAGUGUCAGUGUCACUGCGACCAGCACCAGCAGCGGUACUGCCGUACUUACAAACACGGCCACUGGUGCCAGCGUUACCAGAACCUGGUCCGGCGAGUCACCAGCUCUGUGCUUACGUACCGCUGAAUGGAUUGUUGAAGAUUUCACCCUCAUCGAAUCUACUGGCGAUGUCCUUGCUCCCUUUGCCAACUUUGGUCAGGUCUACUGGGCUGACACUCAAUGUGUGGUCAGCGGUCAGAAUUGGGGAGCAGGCAACUCCAACAUUGCUGAUAUGGUUCAGGGUAGCGAUGUUCUUGCUACUGCCUACCUUAGCGGUAACGACGUUAUCAUCAACUACGGCACUGGAGAAUAG